AACAUGCGCUAUUACAUUUUACACCUGUAGCAACAUAAAUUCUAUCAUUGACUAAAUGAUUUAGCGGAAAGAUCUACCUUUUACACCUGUAACCAUGGAAAGUUCGAUGGGAGGCGAAUCCAUUACGCCCAUUACUGCUCUAAAGAUGGAAUCUUGAAUGCUUUUCUUCUUCGAUCGUCUUCUUCCUUUUCCUUUAAUGUUAUUUACAACUCGACAAGUUGGUGCUUCCGCCACCAAUAGGUUCGGAGAAGGAAGAUCCGUUGAUGACUUGACGGGAGCAAUUUUGACGUCCAAAUCAGGAGCACUGCUGAGACCAAAUCAUUUGUUUAUAUUGGCCCUCAAUCUUCAUAAAGACAGUCACGAGCCGAGUGUCACGAGCCAAGUGUCUAUCAUGUCAGUUGCUAUUCACUUCUAUUUCCUGCUUGUUUUUGCCAUUCUCACGUCCCUCACAAACUCCCAAAGUGACAGGGUGCAGUCCAACAAAAAUGUUGCCAUGUUUGUGUUAGGUGAUUCAGUUUUUGAUCCUGGUAAUAACAACUUCCUCAAUACCUCUAAGGCCAAGGCGAACUUCCCACCAUAUGGGGAGACAUUUUUCCAGUAUCCAACCGGAAGACACUGCGAUGGACGCAUUCUUCCUGAUUUUGCAGCCGCAUAUGCAGGUUUACCAUAUUGGAGAGCUUACUUAGAGCCAAAUAAUCACAACUUUACAGUUGGAGCAAACUUUGCUAGUGCUGGAGCAGGCGCACUAGUCGAAACCAAUGGGAAUGGGAUACCCCUUGAAGUACAACUCGACUACUUCAAGGAAGUCGCAAAUUUGUUGAAGGAUCAGCAAGGUGAAGCAGAUGCAAAAGAGCUUUUACAAGGAGCCAUCUAUUACUCUAGCAUUGGAGGAGUUGAUCUAACUUCCUUUGCCGUUUCUGCCACUAAUGUUACUGAAUCACAGAUACAAGAUUACGUAGACAUUGUGAUUGGUAAUAUAACAGAUGCAGUAAAGGAAAUAUAUGAAAUGGGUGGAAGAAAAUUCGCAUUUCAAAAUGUAGCACCGCUUGGAUGUGUGCCAGGAUCGAAACAAUCCUACAACACUUCUGACUGCGUGGAAUCACUCCAAACUAUAGCGACCAUGCACAAUAAUGCACUAAAUAUUGUUGCUCAGGAGUUGGCAAGCAAGUUACCAGGAUUCAAUUAUUUAAUAUUCGAUUUCUUCAACGUAGUAAUGGAUAGGAUACAAAACCCAAAAAAAUAUGGUUUUAAGGAAGGGGAUGUAGCGUGUUGCGGCAGUGGGCCAAACCGAGGAAGCACUACUUGUGGUAGUUUAACGUCAGCGUAUGAACUUUGCAGUGAUCCCAGUGAACAUGUGUUUUUUGAUUUAGCCCAUCCUACUGAAGCCUGCAACAUUCAAUUAAUUAAGUUGCUGUGGAAUGGAUCAACAGAUGUUAUUUGGCCUAUCAACUUAAAGGAACUGAUUGAGCUUGAGAUCGAGACCGAGAUUUACAGUGGAAACGUUGAUCUCUUAAUUGACGAACAAAUCUCCAUUGACGGAGUUUCCAAGACUUAUAACUAGCCAGUUCAAUAAAAAAGGGUGUCGAGAGACUGUUAUUCUGGUAGUUACUAAUAAUAUGUUAUGUUGUGCUUUUGCUCUGCGAGUGUAUUUCUUUUGUGGUGGAACUCCUUGUACUUUUCCGCUGUAGAAUAAACUGUGAAAUAGUUU
Messenger RNA from Rubroshorea leprosula, 1708 nucleotides. Lineage: Eukaryota; Viridiplantae; Streptophyta; Magnoliopsida; Malvales; Dipterocarpaceae. The record is from the annotation of a GenBank genome assembly.